Oncorhynchus tshawytscha (Chinook salmon) is the source of this 1860-nucleotide messenger RNA. It is a transcript of the gene fbxl3a, whose product is annotated as F-box and leucine-rich repeat protein 3a. Gene Ontology annotation, biological process: SCF-dependent proteasomal ubiquitin-dependent protein catabolic process; entrainment of circadian clock by photoperiod; G2/M transition of mitotic cell cycle. The transcript is spliced from 5 exons. The coding region runs from base 237 to 1571 and encodes 444 amino acids. Gene Ontology annotation, molecular function: protein binding. The record is from RefSeq and is a predicted model, not a curated record. Gene Ontology annotation, cellular component: nucleus; cytosol; SCF ubiquitin ligase complex. NCBI's taxonomy places the organism in Eukaryota, Metazoa, Chordata, Actinopteri, Salmoniformes, Salmonidae.
CAAUGCAGCGCUACUGUCACAACAACACGUCGCCAUUUCACGGAUGGGGGGUCAACUGAAACUCCCGCAAAGUAAUUUACGUCACCGGAGAUAUAGCACAACACACGAACAUUAUCUAAAAGGAAACUGUAAAUGUGGCGAUAUUUGGCUCGGGUGAAUGAGUUGUUCAAGUGCCGGCCGAGGUUGAAGUUGCCAGUGAUCGGAUUUUUAGCCAGCUGUCAAGUGUAAACAUAAGGAUGAAGAGGGUGAAAGGAGAUGAGGACGCCUGCAGCUCUUCCAGCGAGGGCCCAACCGAGUCCUGCAAGAAGGUGCGGAAGCUACAGCCAAGCAAAGAGAAGCACCAAGAGGAGGAGGAAGAGACUGAUGUAGAUCUCUGCGAGUUUGGCUUCGACUGGGCACUGCUCCCUCAGGAGAUCCUGCUCAACAUCUUCCAAUUCCUGCCUCUUCUGGACCGGGCGUAUGCCUCGCAAGUGUGCCGUGGCUGGAACCAAGCUUUCCACAUGCCCGAGCUAUGGAGGUGCUUUGAGUUUGAGCUGAACCAGCCUGCCAGUUCUUACCUGAAGGCAACACACCCAGAACUAAUCAAACAGAUCAUCAAGAGGCAUUCGAACCACCUGCAGUAUGUCAGCUUCAAAGUGGACAGCAGCACGGAAUCUGCAGAGGCAGCCUGUGACAUUCUCUCCCAGCUGGUGAACUGUUCACUAAAGACACUAGGGCUCAUCUCUACGGCCAGACCCAGCUUCAUGGAGUUGCCCAAGUCUCAUUUCAUCUCGGCCCUGACGGUGGUGUUUGUCAACUCCAAGUCCCUGUCAUCUCUGAAGAUCGACGACACACCGGUGGAUGACCCGUCCCUGAAGGUCCUGGUGGCCAACAACAGCGACACGCUGAGGAUGUUGAAGAUGAGCAGCUGCCCUCAUGUCUCCCCUGCAGGUAUCCUGUGUGUGGCGGACCAGUGCCAUGGCCUGAGGGAGCUGGCGCUGAACUACCACCUGCUGAGUGACGAGCUCUUAUUAGCCCUCUCCUCUGAGAAACACGUCCACCUGGAGCAUCUCCGCAUUGAUGUGGUCAGCGAGAACCCCGGGCAGCACUUCCACACCAUCAGGAAGUCCAGCUGGGACGCAAUGCUGCGCCACUCGCCCAAGUUCAACCUGGUCAUGUACUUCUUCCUCUACGAGGACGAGUUCGGCCCCUUUUUCAGGGAGGAAGUCCCCAUCACCCACCUCUACUUUGGUCGCUCAGUCAGUAAGGAUGUGCUGGGCCGCGUUGGGGUCCACUGCCCCCGGCUAGUGGAGUUGGUGGUGUGCGCCAAUGGGCUGCGGCCGCUGGACGAGGAGCUAAUCCGCAUCGCCAAGCGCUGCACCCAGCUGUCGGCCAUUGGCCUUGGGGAGUGUGAGGUGUCGUGCAGCGCGUUCGUGGAAUUCGUGAAGAUGUGCGGUCGGAGGUUGUCCCAGCUGUCCAUCAUGGAGGAGGUGCUGAUUCCUGACCAUAAGUACAACCUGGAUGAAAUCCACUGGGAGGUUUCAAAGCAUCUCGGCCGUGUCUGGUUCCCCGACAUGAUGCCCACCUGGUAGAGCCGUUGAAGGGGGCUGUGGAUUUACUGUACAGAGUUUGACAUACUUUUCUCUUUUUUCCCACCUUGAAACUCUGUCUGAAGCGUCCAUGUUGGCAGCGAAGGAACAACCGAAGAUAAUCGUGUUCUACUUAAAAUGCGAAUUUUUCAGGGAUGCGAUUUUUCCUACUUUUCUCACUGUAUACUCCAUUCCUAUACACUGAACAAAAAUAUAAACGCAACAUGUAAAGUGUUGUUUCAUGAACCGAAAUAAAAGAUCCCAGAAAUGUUCCAAAUGCAUAAAAAGCUUA